Molecule: messenger RNA, 764 nt
Organism: Eucalyptus grandis
Lineage: Eukaryota; Viridiplantae; Streptophyta; Magnoliopsida; Myrtales; Myrtaceae
Exons: 4
Coding region: 16-549 (177 amino acids)
Source: RefSeq, a predicted model, not a curated record
GUUGCAAAUUCAUCCAUGUCUCUUCCGGAUCCGGAUCCGGAUCCCGAAUACGAGCUCUUGACCCGGAAACCCGCCCGACGCAAAGCCCGGCGUACGGUUAUGCCCUCGAAUCGAGAAGUCUCCUUCAUUUCCCCGUCUUCGUCAAGCUUCCUGCGCGCUGUGAAGUUCCAAAAGCGCUGGUCACCGGAAACGCUCUCCGACGAGACGAUCGCGAUUCGACCGCCGCCGCGAACAGGAGAAUCGCCGCCGCAAUCCAUCCCCUCUCGAGCGCCGCCGAUCCGAUUCGACAUGGUUUGCUUGGCGUGCUUGCUGCCUCUCUUCCUCGUCCCGAUCGUGAACUUGCUGCCCCUCCUCUUCGAUAUCAUCAUGGCGAAAGUAUACGCACUUUUCGGGUGGGAGUACAGGAAGCCUGCGAGGACUCCUCCGGCAUGUCCGUAUAAGCCUACAGCACCCAUAAAGGAUGGCAAAGUAGGGGAAGGAGUUGCGCCAGGUGUUCCUGAGUCAACUGGAAAACCACCGGAAGUGGUGGCAGACAAGAAGGAUGACUGAUAUUCGCUCGAUUGAGAAGCCAAGCAAAGAAGAAGAAGAAACCAUUGCAUCAUCCUGAAACUUUUGUCCAUUUAAGAAUUCUGGUCUGUUAGCACAUGAUAAAGAUGGACACCGAGAUGCACUUAGGUCAAAGUGAUGGUUUCUUGAAAUCUUUGCAAUUGAAAUUAGUCUCUCUAACAUGGUCAUUGGCAUUGCCAGAACCUUUCAUAUGGCAA